This is a messenger RNA of Cyphellophora attinorum, 876 nucleotides long. RefSeq lists its product as uncharacterized. The coding region runs from base 1 to 876 and encodes 291 amino acids. The record is from RefSeq and is a predicted model, not a curated record. The transcript has 2 exons. NCBI's taxonomy places the organism in Eukaryota, Fungi, Ascomycota, Eurotiomycetes, Chaetothyriales, Cyphellophoraceae. Gene Ontology annotation, molecular function: oxidoreductase activity.
AUGGGAUCUCUUGGAGCACCACGAUACGUAGAGGCCAAGGUGCCCUACCAGCUCAGCAACACACAGGUCCGACCUGGCACUGUUGGCGCCCGCCGCCUCAAAACACACGACGUAGCUACUCGGGUCGUGGACGCGCGAGACGUGGACUGCUCCCUCGACACGCAGGGCUCCCAGAUCGUCACCCAUCCGAGCUCUCUGCACGGCGAAGAUUUCAAAGACGCCGACAAGGUCCGCGAAGUCCUCUAUCAAGAGGUCCAAGAUAUCGUUCGAAAAGCUACUGGUGCCGCAAGGGUGCACGUCUUCUCCCACCUUGUGAGAUUCCACAGCAGAGACGACAUCAAGCCGGAAAUCGACGAUCCGAGUAUUCCAGAUGAUGCGAUUUCGAAGCUCACGGGUCCUGCGCGCGGGGCGCAUAUCGAUCACUCCACUAGAGGAUCGUAUCAGGUGCUUUCGGAUAAUUUGCCGGAGGAGGCGGACCGAUUUCGCAAUGGAGGGAAGCGGUGGGCGAUCAUCAAUUUCUGGAGGCCGAUCGAGACUGUCAAGCGCGAUCCUCUUUGUCUUUGUGAUGCCCGGACCGUUGAUGAAGGCGACUUAGUUGAGAGGACCGUCAUCCUCCCCAACACAGAUGCCUACGAGCACGUCAGCAAAGGCAAAGUCUUCGACCUCUUCUCCGCCCGCCCCAACCCCGCCCACGAAUGGUACUACUGCUCCAAUAUGCGGCCUGAUGAAGGCUGGCUGCUGAAGAUCUUCGACUCGGAAGGCGGGAAGGGGGGUAUUUGUGGACCGGCGCCACAUACGAGCUUCGAGUUGCCGGGUGAGGUCCCGAAGGAGGCGAGGCGGAGUUGUGAGUUUAGGACGUUGGUAUUUUGGGAUUGA